Macroventuria anomochaeta is the source of this 1380-nucleotide messenger RNA. RefSeq lists its product as uncharacterized. The coding region runs from base 1 to 1380 and encodes 459 amino acids. The record is from RefSeq and is a predicted model, not a curated record. The transcript has 4 exons. Lineage: Eukaryota; Fungi; Ascomycota; Dothideomycetes; Pleosporales; Didymellaceae.
AUGUCUGAGGCCAGUGGUUUUGACUAUCCUCCUCCACCAAUCGUGCAUACAGAGUUCUAUUCCGAUGUCUUUGGAGCUAGACUUCGCGGACAUAAGGGCAACGAAGUUGUAACCCCCACACCCAUCGCAACACUGAUGUUCGAAAACGGCCGUAGAGUGCCUAUCUACGAACCACUAUCUGGCCACGAACAUCUUUUCAGCAUACAAUCCGUUUCCAAGGAUAAUAAAAAGACCUCCAUUCUUAGGCGGAAGAAGCCUGCGACCGACCGAAAAGGCAUUUUGAAGAGAACUCGUUCUGUUGCUCAGGGUUUGACCCUAAGCUGUAAGGCUGAUGUUGACGGCAAUCUCAAUGCUACCGAUCAUACUAUCCAAGACGUGCCUGGAGAGUCGCACACCUUCUACAUCGGAGACAUCGAUGCAUUCAAAGACUUCCUCACCCGCCGCUUCGAUGAGCUGACCAUGAGACCACUUCGCGGCAUUGCAACUCACUGGAUCAAGUUUCUUGCACCUCGGCAAAUUGGUGAAUGGGGCACGUACCAUAACAUGCUGCCAUCUAAAGCAAGCACGCCUCCUUGGUGGCCUAGAACCGUCAUCUACAAGGAGCCUUCGCAUCUGAAUAAGAGCGAACUUUUCACGUUAGCAGUUGAGAUAAUGAUGGUCCACCGCAAGGUAGACGUGAUCAAGCGCCGCAAAGGCCCCAAGCACAGCCAGGAAAUGAAGAAGAUCGCAUUAAACGAGAUCUUACCGAGCAUAUUUGAUAUCGCACAGUCAUACAAAGACCAUAUCGUCCAGUACAACCUCUUUGAAGGCUCUGGCAAUGCAGACCCCGGUCGAGGCAAGCAUCACACCUGGAAACCCAUUUCAAAGCCUGUCAGAGAACUGCGUGGAAAGAGACAACGUCGGACCGUUGCAGAUCAUCUGGAUCUUGAAGCCUCCGGGGACAGGAGCAAGCCAGUUGAUACGGUGACAAAGCUCCGUAGAGCUACACAUAGGCCUCAAGCAGUUCUGUUACCUCAGCCCAGAACUACCCAAAGCCAACCCAACAUCCAAACACCGGGACAGUCUAUCACAGCAGAAGACAGUAAUCGAAAGGCGUGGGAAAUGGGCACACCUGUAUGGACCUGCGAGCCAUGCACGCCUGAGAGGUCUAAAGAUGACUACUCCUUCGAUCAAUCAUUGCACUGGCCCCACCUUGCGGGAGAGGUUUCAGCGAUCAACUCACAUGCACGGACAAUAUUUGAUCAGGGUAUUAUGCAUCCGCCUUGCAACAUGGGCUCCCACGGUCAGCCGGUGCACCCUACUGCCUGGACUGGUUUUACUAAUCAGGCCUACCACCCCAUGCAGAACUACCUGUCACGGUAUCCUCUCCAGAUCCCCUGA